Messenger RNA from Plenodomus lingam JN3, 5628 nucleotides. Lineage: Eukaryota; Fungi; Ascomycota; Dothideomycetes; Pleosporales; Leptosphaeriaceae. The record is from RefSeq and is a predicted model, not a curated record.
AUGCAUCGCCUCCCCCCUUCGCCCAUCACACCCGACCCUUCUGCUGAAAUCUGCGAGCGCGUCUUCUCCCCACAGCAUCUCGUCUGCGCCCUCUUGGAACCAGCCGAAGUUUGCGCGCGCGCAGGCUUUUCCCGCCGCCCGGCGCGCCAAGACCUCCAGCAGCACCUCCGACAGCGUCCAGCUUCUCUUCCUGCUUCGACGCCGCCCAUUCUUCACCCACAUCUCUUCCAGCACGCACGCGCAGCGCGCAGUAUUCGACGCCUCGACCGGCCACAGCAAGCACGCGACAUAGCUACCACUGGCUGUCUAAUCAUCUCACCUAAAAAGACGCGGUCCCCCGUGCCCGUAGUGGCCACCGCGGCUACCUACAGCGCCCCCGCCUUCACCACGACCGUAAUCUCCCAAACCGCCACCAUGCCGCCCGGUGCGCCAGCAGUGUCGAAAUGCAGCCUCCGGACCAUCAAGGAGAUUCAGUUUGGCCUGCUCUCGCCCGAGGAGAUCAAGGCCAUGAGCGUCGUCCACAUCAUCUACCCAGAGACCAUGGACGAGCAGAAGCAGAAGCCGCGCGAUCAGGGCCUCAACGACCCCAGGCUCGGCACCAUCGACCGCAUGUACUCGUGCGCGACCUGCAAGGAAGACAUCCAAGUCUGUCCCGGUCACUUUGGUCACAUUGAGCUGGCCACGCCCGUCUUCCAUGUUGGAUUCGUCAUCAAGAUCAAGAAGAUCCUUGAGACCGUCUGCCACAACUGUGGGCUAAUCCUGGCUGACUUCAACCGCCCAGAAUGGCAAGCGGCUAUCAAGACCAAGGACGCAAAGAAGCGUUUCGAGAAGAUCUGGCGCCUGUCCAAGAUUCGAACAAGAUGCGAGCAGACUGCAGAAGAUGAUGAUCCUAAGAAGGCACCCAAGAUUCCUCACGGCGGUUGUGGUAGUGACGCACCCGAUGCCAUUCGCAAGGAGGGCCUAAAGCUCACAGCUACCUACAAGAGCAAGAAGAAGGACGAAGACGAUGGCACCGGUGACCGCAAGGAGCCGAUUACUCCGCAGCUUGCCCUCAACAUCUUCAAGCUCCUAUCCGACAACACUCUUCAGCUGUUAGGACUCAACGCUGACUACGCCCGUCCGGAAUGGAUGAUUCUUACCGUUUUGCCAGUUCCACCACCCCCGGUCCGUCCUAGUAUCUCGGUCGAUGGCACUGGUCAGGGCAUGCGCGGAGAGGACGAUUUGACUUACAAGCUCGGCGAUAUCAUCCGUGCCAAUGGGCGUGUACAGGAGUGUAUACAAGAGGGAUCGCCACAGCACGUCCUGAACGAGUUUGAAGCUCUCGUCCAAUACCACGUCGCUACUUACAUGGACAACGACGCCAAUGGUGUUCCACAGGCCAUGCAAAAGUCCGGUCGACCUUUGAAGACAAUCCGAGGCCGCUUGAAGGGCAAGGAGGGCCGUCUACGUGGUAACUUGAUGGGCAAGCGUGUCGACUUUUCUGCACGUACCGUCAUUACUGGUGAUCCAAAUUUAUCGCUUGACCAAGUGGGUGUACCGCGCUCAAUCGCACGAACUCUCACCUACCCCGAGGUGGUUACAAAGUUCAACAUCAGCAAACUCACUGCCCUGGUUCGCAAUGGGCCCAACCAACAUCCUGGUGCCAAUUAUGUCAUCAAGGCCGAUGGCGUACGUCUCGAUCUGAAGCACAACAAGAAUCUUGAUGACCUGCGGUUACAAUAUGGCUGGAAAGUCGAACGCCACAUUGACGACGACGAUGUAAUCAUCUUUAAUCGGCAACCGUCACUUCACAAGGAAUCCAUGAUGGGUCACCGAGUCAAGGUGAUGCCUUACUCUACCUUUCGCCUCAAUCUCUCUGUCACAUCUCCCUAUAACGCCGAUUUCGACGGUGACGAGAUGAAUCUCCACGUUCCCCAGAGUGAUGAGACCCGUGCCGAAGUGCAGAAUUUGUGCAUGGUCCCCAAGCAGAUUGUGUCACCGCAAAAGAACCAGCCGCUUAUGGGUAUUGUGCAGGACACCCUUCUAGGAGUUUACAAGAUGAGCCGUCGUGACAACUUUCUGCCACUGGAACAAGUCAUGAACAUUCUCAUGUGGGUACCUGACUGGGACGGUAUUGUUCCCGAGCCUGCCAUCCUCAAGCCUCGGCCACUUUGGAGCGGCAAACAGAUUAUCAGCAUGACGAUUGCGAAAGAAGUCAACAUUGUGCGUGCAGAUGGUGAUUCCAAGCCAGAACCAUACAACGAUCUCAAUGACAAGAGCUUGUUGAUCAUGGGUGGUGAGUUGAUUUUGGGAGCUGUAACCAAGAAGAUUGUGGGUGCCACAGCUGGUGGUAUCAUUCACAUCAUCUUCAAUGAAAUCAGCUCUGAUGCUGCAGUGAAAUUCUUCAAUGCUUGCCAGCGCGUUGUAAACUGGUGGCUUUUGUACCACGGUUUCAGUUUCGGAGUUGGAGAUACCAUUCCCGACCCUGCCACGGCGGCCGCGAUUGCUGAGGCGAUUCAGAAGUCAAAGAAAGAUGUCGAGGAGGUUAUUGUCAAGGCCACCAAAAACGAGCUUGAGCCUCUACCUGGUAUGACCAUUCGUGGUACCUUCGAGUCCAAGGUGCAAAAGUUCCUCAAUGAGGGCCGUGAAGGGGGAGGAACCGCAGCACAAAACAGUCUCAAGGAUUUCAACAACGUCGUCCAGACCGUUGUUUCCGGAUCGAAAGGUUCCACAGUCAACAUCUCUCAAAUGGUUGCCCUUGUCGGUCAGCAGGCUGUCGAGGGUCAGCGUAUUCCUUACGGUUUCAAAUACAGGACUUUGCCACAUUUCACCAAAGACGAUUACUCACCGCAGUCUCGUGGCUUUGUUGAGAAUUCAUAUCUGCGCGGUUUGACACCAUCUGAAUUCUUCUUCCACGCUAUGGCUGGUCGUGAAGGUCUCAUUGACACCGCGGUCAAGACUGCCGAGACUGGAUAUAUUCAGCGUCGACUCGUCAAGGCAUUGGAAGAUGUCAUGGUCAAGUACGACGGCACCGUCCGUAAUUCCAUGGGAGACAUUGUUGAGUUCAUCUACGGAGAGGACGGUCUUGAUGGCGGUCAUAUCGAAGAGCAAAGCAUUGGAUCGAUCAAGUCUUCUUGGGCGAAGUUUGAGACGACAUACAAACUGGACCUCGUGUCGACCGACAAGCCUAUGAUCCCCGUUACGAAGUGGGAAGGGGCUACACAAUUUCAAGGCGACGUGGAUGCCCAACGAUAUCUCGACGAGGAGUUUGCGCAGAUCACCAAAGACCGUGAAUUUCUACGCACCAUGCUUGCUGCUGACGCAAGCGACAAAUUCCAAUUGCCGCUCAACAUUGAUCGCAUAAUCAAAUCCGCACAAGCAAGGUUCAAGAUCAAGACACGACAGUCGGUGAGCAAUUUGCAUCCCAUUGAGACGAUUGAGAAAGUGCGCAAACUUUUGGACAGUCUUGUUGUGAUCCGUGGCAAUGAUCCGCUCUCACGAGAGGCACAGGAUAGCGUAACCCAUCUUUUCAAGUGUCACCUGCGAUCGCGUCUUGCAUUUAAACUUCUGGUUCAGCAAGAGCGCAUGAGCAGAGAAGCAUUGGAUUAUGUUUUGGGUGAGCUGGAAGAUCGUUUCCUCAAAGCCGCCGUAGCUCCCGGUGAAAUGGUUGGUGUCCUUGCAGCGCAGUCGAUUGGUGAGCCUGCCACCCAGAUGACACUGAACACUUUCCACUUUGCCGGUGUUUCGUCAAAGAACGUCACCCUUGGUGUGCCGCGUCUAAAGGAGAUUCUCAAUAUCGCAGCCAACAUCAAGACUCCGUCCUUGAUCGUCAGGCAGGAAAACAAGAGUGCUACUUUGGAGGAUGCCAUGGCACUGCGCAGUGCUAUCGAACUCACAACCUUGCGUGCUCUUACUGCAUCUGUCGAAUUGUACUACGACCCAGAUGUCAAUGUCACCGUCGUCGAAGAAGAUCAGGACAUCGUCGAUGCAUUCAAUAUUAUGCCCGAAGAUGAUCUUGAAUCGCAGUCCAAGUGGCUUCUUCGUAUCAUUCUUGACCGUAAGAAGCUGCUGGACAGACUUCUGAACGUUACCGAUGUUGCCGCCAAGAUCAAGGAAGAAUUCUCGCCUAAUCUAGCUGUUACCUAUUCGGACAACAACGCGGAGGAAUUGGUAUUGCGUGUCCGCUUUAUAUGGGAUGCAAAUCUGAAGCAGGACGAAGAGGACAUCGAAGAGCGCGACGAACGCUGGAUGCGCAAGCUAGAGAAACAUCUUCUCGACGAUGUAGCUCUCCGAGGAGUCCGUGGCAUAGAGCGUGCCUUCAUCCGAGAGGAUGCUAGAACAGUCGAGACGGAAGACGGCGCCAUUCUCCAUUCCAAGAGUGACGAUCGUUGCAAAGAGUGGAUUCUCGACACUACCGGAACCGCUCUGGCCAAGGUUCUUCCUAUUGAAGGCGUUGACGCUACUAAGACGUACUCCAACUCCUUUAUCGAAGUCCUUGCCGUACUCGGAAUUGAAGCUGCUCGUGCUGGUCUUUUGAAAGAACUGGGUAUGGUGUUGUCGUUUGACGGAUCCUAUGUCAACCAUCGUCACAUGGCUCUGCUUGUCGACAUCAUGACUCAACGCGGUGUUCUCAUGGCAAUCACACGUCAUGGCAUCAAUCGCAACGAUACAGGAGCACUCAUGCGCUGUUCGUUCGAAGAGACCGUUGAGAUCUUGCUUGAAGCUGCAGGUCACGGUGAACUGGAUGACUGCCGUGGUAUCUCUGAGAACAUCAUGCUGGGUCAGCUGGCGCCCAUGGGCACGGGAGAAUUCGACAUCGUUAUGGACAAUGCUAUGCUGCUCACCAUGGUCGAGGACAACUCCAAGAUGAUGGGUGGUACCGCCGCUGGUGGUAACUACCUCGACGGUGGUGCAGCGACUCCUUACGACUUGGGCUCACCAACAUACGAAGGAGGCAUGGGUAUGGGAUCUUAUGAAGCUCAAUUCUCUCCUCUCGCUGCUGCUGGUGGUGCUGACGAUGGUGGUUUCACGGCGUACGGAGGCGGUUAUGGUGAUGGGGGCUUCAGUCCUUAUUCGGGAGGUCGCAGCCCGGGAUUCGCGACCAUGUCUCCUGGCUUUUCAGGCACCAGCCCCGUCUCACCAGGCUUCUCUCCGACAUCACCUGCUUACUCGCCUACUUCACCAGGCAUCAGCAGCCCGCAAUUCGCAGCCACGUCCCCUGGAUACAUGGCUUCACCUACAUCGCCACACUAUUCCCCCACUUCGCCACGCUACGGCUCUCCCACAUCUCCAUCGUACUCGCCCACGUCACCCGCUGGAUAUUCGCCUACUUCUCCACAGUACUCGCCAUCGUCACCGAACUACAGCCCUACAUCGCCUUCGUUCGGUGGAGCCACAUCGCCAGCAUACAGCCCGACAUCCCCGCAGUACAGCCCCACCUCGCCGCAGUACAGUCCGACGAGUCCGCAAUACCAAGCAAGCGGUGAUAGACGUUCCCCAACCUCUCCGACGUCACCCCAAUACAGCCCAACCAGCCCCCGUUACUCUCCAACUAGCCCGGCUGGACAGUUCUCACCCACGUCACCGAGAUACUCGCCGACCUCCCCGGGUCCGUCGAACUCAUACUCGCCUACCUCUCCCAAGCAGUAG